AUGCCGCCUGCGGCCUUGUCAGGGCCUGUACCCUCGUCAACCUCCCACCUGUCCCUCCCCUCGCUCGAUUCAACCGGCUCGGGUAGUUCCAACGACGUGCACCAUGCCCACAAAAUGAACCUUGUGACCGACCCCGUCGUCAUGCAACAAAUGGCUGCCGAGGAAACCAUCACUGCCAUGGAGGCCCACGUGAGCUGCUCCAUGAACCUGCAGCGGCAGGCCGAUCAACAUGCCGCUGCGCGCCAGCAGGCCGAGCUCAUUAAAAACUCAGCCCUCACACAGGCUCUCAAUGGUAACUGUACCCAGAACGUCGUCGAGGAACACCAACGCGCCGACUCGGAAGCGCAGAUGCACGCUCAACUCGAAGUGGCUGCUCGUCAAAAGGCGCAAGCCCAUGCUCACGCUGCCCAAACACUGGAUAGCGCUCUGGAGGAGCAGGUCAUUCGUCUGCAAACGGAUCCGCAAACCACCAUCCUGGCCAGCGCAGCUACCACGCUGCCCGCCAACGUCGUCCCUCUUCCCGAGGCUGUUGAUACGCUUGGCGCUUCCUCCAAUCAUGCCUUUCGUAUGCCCGGGCUGCAGCCUGAUGCCAACAGCAACAUGGAUGGACUGGCCAUGGCCAACCCAGACACCGCCCUAUCCAACGUUGGAGAUCCUUCCACUCCACUUGGCACUUUGAGUCAUGCCAGUACCCCCUCGGUCAACAACGCAGCCGUGGUGGAUCCCCACGUUCAUGCUUCAGCAGCCAUGGGAAGCUUGGCAAACCCGGCGAGUACCGCCAGUUUUGACGAUCUCACAGCCUUGUCAGAAACUGCUCCGCCCCCUUCCGUGAUGGGCGUUGGUACCGGCGUGGGCAUGGGAUCACCCUCAUUUGCAGCCUCAGCUUUGCCUACCACUGAUGCCACAUCAGCCCCCAUCAUGUCAGACCUCCUGCCCACCAUCAACGCGGGUCAAAGCACUGAACCGCUAGCAUCCUCUAGCGCGGGCAAGGCGCUCGACGACAUGAUUCUCAGCAAGCCCGCCCUCUCUGCCUCGUCUGUCGCCUCGUCUGCCUCGAACAGCACAACUGGUCACGGUCGUGGCCCUUCGGCGACAGACUCGGGCGUCAACCUUGCUGGCCUGGCCGCCGUCACGACCGCCACUGGCAGCACCAGCCUGUCCCAUCCCUCGCCCAACCUCGUCUCGCUGGCCUCGUCCAGUUUGUUGCCAACUUUUGGCAGCAACGUUGCCAGUAGCUCGAGCGCCAACAUGACCAGCAACAGCAAUAUGGGCUUUGCCGGUGGUAUGGGCCUGCCGACCGUCACUGCCACGCAGUCGACGCACAUUAUGGAUCAGGCCGAUGCUGCCAUUGCCCAGGCCCAGGCCAUCGCCGACUUGAAUGGCAUGGACCAGCCGCUGUUGAAUGCAGGACAAACGCCCCUGUCCAGCGACGCGCUCUCCAUUUUGGGUAACCGCAUGGGGUCCUCAGUGGUCACCACCAACGCCGAUCUCGACAGCAUCAUGCUGCAAAUGCAUGAGGAAGCUUCUGUUCAAUCCAUUGCCGAGGCAUUGGACGGGAAGAUCCCUUCAAUGCCCUCGAUUCCAGCCGGCACGGACGUUCCUGGCGUGCGUGAGACACUCGAUCGUAUCAUGACCCGUCGAGCCCACGCGCAACUUCGUUUGUUGUCCGGAAGCUCCGGCGCUGCACCCCCGAUCCCUACCGCCACCACAACCGUGGGCUCGGGUUUGUUGAGUUCUUCGGGUACCACAGCGUCCACCUUUGCCCCUGCUGAUGAUUUUGCAAAGCCCCUCCCUUUCACCGGCCUUCGUCGAUCGGCGCGCAUGGCUGCCAAGGGAUUGCCCUCGAAAAACCCUCCCCCCUCGUCACAUGUGGCUUCGAAGCGCGCUCCCUCCAAGGGGAGCGGGGGCCAUGCUGGCGCUGGGGGUCAACGUCGACCUUCCGCUGGUAAGCGUGGGCACGGUGCAUCUGUGCAUGCGGUGGCCGGCAAGCGUGGUCCCUCAUCGGGGUCCAUGGUGGCCGGCAAGCGAGGCCCUACGGCCUCAAAUCGCAGUGGUCAGGCGAAUCUUCCUACCUCCACUGCAACCCGCAGUGGUAGUGGCGAGCCCGCCGCUAAACAAUCAAAGUCGGCCCGCCGCAAGGCACGGCGCUCUUCCAAGUACCCUCGCGAGUGUCCCGCGCCGGGCUGUGAUAAGAUUUUCAGCUCUUCGGCCGGUUUCUAUUACCACGUUCGGACUGUUCACAACGCCAACAAAAACGCUGCGUUGGAUUGUCCCGUCCGUGGCUGUGGGAAAAGCUUCCGCUCCGCCCCUGGCCUUGAGUACCACUUGCAGAAACACAAAGAGGGCCAAAUUACCGACGACAAUGGCAAGCUGUUACUGUGCGAUGAUACCAAAAUUGCCAAGAAAACUGCCAUGACGCGACGUCGCAACGGUUCGCUCAAGGCUACCGAGGCGUGUGAUUUGGCUUCAAAUGAUCAGUUUUAG
This is a messenger RNA of Monosiga brevicollis MX1, 2484 nucleotides long. RefSeq lists its product as uncharacterized. The transcript has a single exon. NCBI's taxonomy places the organism in Eukaryota, Choanoflagellata, Craspedida, Salpingoecidae. The record is from RefSeq and is a predicted model, not a curated record. Bases 1 to 2484 code for a protein of 827 amino acids.